Messenger RNA from Botrytis deweyae, 7026 nucleotides. RefSeq lists its product as uncharacterized. The coding region runs from base 1 to 7026 and encodes 2341 amino acids. The record is from RefSeq and is a predicted model, not a curated record. Gene Ontology annotation, molecular function: protein kinase activity; ATP binding. NCBI's taxonomy places the organism in Eukaryota, Fungi, Ascomycota, Leotiomycetes, Helotiales, Sclerotiniaceae. Gene Ontology annotation, biological process: protein phosphorylation. The transcript is spliced from 4 exons.
AUGGCGCCUCGGAGACCAAUUGAACGGAAAUCUUCACUUGCAAAACGCUCUCAAAUAAGGCACUCUGGCUACGGAAGAGGUGCUUUUGGAGCCAGCCCUUUGAACCCAAGAUCGAGGGCUUCAAACAAAGAGACAAAUGAAGAUAGAAUCGAAAAUAUUUCUGAGGCGAAUUCGUCAACAACUACGAUUGCUUCAACAAUCAAAGCGCUUUCUUUGAAGUCAACGCGCUCGAAAGCGUCCACAGCCGUUUCAUUUGGAUCUUCCUCAGUCUCUGGUACCGCAAUCGAAGGUUCUCCUGGGCCAACCCGAGAGGAAAAGGCAGCACGAAAAAAAGCAGUGAAAGCAGCGCGGAAAGAAAACAAAAAAGCCGAUCCAAAUUUCGCGUACCUUCCCAAAGGUUUAAACAACAAGAUCAGAAAUAAGGAUCCCUUGAAGGCCAAGAUCAGAAGACUGUUCAAACCUAAGAAGAAAAAUGUCAACAAACCAAUCGAUCGAAGUCAACCAGUUGCAACUCCGAAACUCCGUUAUAGAACCGAUCAGCCCACACCAGCACCAGAGAGGUAUGUUCCACCAAUCGCGCCGGCAAGGAAGCUGGAUGCAAAAAUUGAGCUGGACAAGACGGGGGCAUGCUUGGGCGGCGAGUUUCAGGUCCUCACAAUAACACAAGAGGAACGUGACAAGCACGUCGAACAGGCGCAAUUCCAGCAUGAGCUUAGAAAGGCAACCGAACAGAGACUACGGCUAGAAGGCAGGGCACAGGUGAAUGAUCCAAAGAUUGGCCGAGCGCCCCCAAUAGCCCGUCGAGCGCUCAUUGAGCCUGCGCUUUCAAAGCAAACCAGGAGGAACAGAUCUGAAUUGAUGCCCAUUGGCGUUAAUGAACCUCCCACUCUUAUUGAGAAGGUUCCCCCAGAAAUUCUACCAGCGAAACAGACGCAGGCGUACAUACAGAACGAUCAUUUGGGGGAAUUUACGCAGAAUCCCCAUCAACUGAAUGAUAGCGCCCAAACUUCAUUGGAGAAUUUGACGGGGCAAACUACACCGUGCUCAUCAACAGAGGUCUUGCCGUACAAAACUCGUCACCGAAGCAAUCUCAGCUCCUCUAGAAGGCCACAUCGAAAGCAAUCGGUAACAUUUAAUGAGUCCGUUACACAAUUUACCAUUCCAGAAACAGAUUAUGAUACGUCAGACAUUACAGAGAUAGCCAGCGACGAGACUAUUCGCAAUGUCGCCUUGACUGGAACUGUUGCUGAUCAUAAUCAACCAUCAGAGCCACAGGUUGAUCUAACAAAAUCAUGGAGCUCGGCUGGAAAUAACUCGGGGGAAAAAUCCAAAAGAUCGGGUAUUCAUACUGAAGAUGAGCUCCAAGCGAUGCUUAUUGCCGGUUUGAGAGAAGAAGGAAAUCCGGACCUCAGAGAGAAAGGUGUUGCACCGCAAGGCAAUUGUACCAUCUCACAGAGAGGUGGUACCCGGGCAAUUGAAAGCUCUAGAAACAUUGUUCAAGUCCAUUCCGAUAUUUCAGAAACAUUAGACGAUACAUCCAAAGCUCUUAGAGAAGAUAGCGUAAAGAAGGAAAUCUUGGGUGUUCGAAAUUCGCGUGUGAAGAAUUUCCUUAAACACGCUAGCUCAACUCCCGAAUUUCGUCCUGCCUCUUAUGAUACAAUCACAAAUUUCCUACUUGCUUCGAAUACGCCGGCGCCGCCAAUUCCCACCAAGUCACCAUUGAGAAAGUUAUCUCAGCCAAAUUUGCUUCCUGUCAAUAAUACGUUAAAUGCGUCGAAUUCACACGAUUUCAUUGCACAUAAUCAAUCACCAUUUGCGAAAUAUCGCAUUGAGUUAAAGCAACUGACCGAGGCGCAUGAGGAGAAGAUGGAGUUCUUGAAGAAGAAGAAACAAGAACAUCGCAAGAAAUAUGGUGAUCUCAAGAAUCAGGAUGAUCCUGGCGAAUCCACAGCGAAGCCACAGUCCAAGUUAAGAUCCAGAAUCUCUAACCUGUUCAAAUCGUUAGAAAAGUUAGCAGGAGCAACUGAGGAGGAAGGAAUUCUUGAUAACGUUGUUACAUCUUUUGAGGAUCCAGGUGAAGAUUGGGUUUAUGAUCCCUUGGGUUUAAUUGCCGGUCAAUACAUUGCUCCCCUCGAUUAUCAUCGUUGCGGGUACAACACACCAGGUUUCAAUCACGCGUUAAGGGAGGAACAAGAAGAUCAUACUGAGACGGGUGCAUUGUCAAUUACUCCUGAUCAGGUUACGCCACAGGAGGAGCACAACCCCGAUCUUGUAACAAGCACAAGCAGCGGCUAUACUUCGGAUUCAAGGUCUGAGAGUGAGGAUACACCAAAGGCCGACGGUGAAAAGUCAACCUCAAAACCAUACUGCGAGGCUCUUACCCCUUUGCAAAACAUUGAUUACGAGUACAGUUAUACUGAACCAACACCUGAAUUCCUUGCUACCGAGUCGGACGAGGCUGCGGAAAAGCGUAGGCAGAGGGAAAUUGAAGCAUCGGUGCGAGCCAACAAAGCGGUCUUGCUAGCACAUGAAGCUGCACUACGAGAUUUUGAUAACUCUCCACUUGCAGCUGGAUUCCAUAGUACAAGAAACUCCAGCAGCGGAAGUAGUACAACGGACGACGCGACACACGGUGCAAAUACUUCUUCUCACGUGACUACGAACGCACCGCCGGUUACUCAAGAAGAACGUGGCUCAAAUUUACCAAAAUUUCAAAGAAAAGAAUUCACAGCUUCGGAAGGUGCGAAGAAACCUAAAUUCCAAGAGCCAACUUAUUUGCUUUCUCGCGGUUACUCAGGCGAAUCCUCAACGCAAGAACCAGAGAAUUUACUUCCGACAGCGAGAACUUUACAACAACCCCCACAAACAACCACCGGCCCCUCUUUACGAAAUAAUCAUUUCGGCGGUGCUUCUGAACUGCGCGAAUCUCGCGGUUCUUUUGGGUUCAAGAGUCAAAAUUCGUCCACACGCAGUCCUCACAUUUCAAAAACUACAGAAACACUGAAAUCUAGUGAAACUACCCGAGGCUCAAGCAAACAAUUCACUACCCCUCAACAAGCUGAGCCGGUACUAAAUCGUCAUUCACGACGUGUCUCAUCGACUUCUUCUAUUAGUAGGCAAUAUUUUAGGGAAGAAUCCGACAAGUGGAUCAAUUCUGAUACGCUCGCUGAAAACGCUGCCGAAGAUAGUGAUCUGGAGGAUACUUAUCGUGCUUACUUCCAAAGCUCAAGGCCUGAGAUAUUUUCUCAAGAUCUCACAUUUACAGACGACGCUCAAGCUGCUGCUAACCUCGAGCGGGCACAAGCACGCAGGGAAGAGCGAAGGGAAGCUCGUAAAGCUCUUCAAGAAUCUUUAGCUCAUACAGCUCAAUCUGAAGAGGAUCAAAAGAGAAAGUCAGAGAAGGAAGCAGAAAAUCAAGCCAAUUUUGAGCGUUCGCUCACGCUUCGUCGACCAGAUCAUAAUCCAGUCGGUACCGCUCGUCUCAGAUACUUGCUCUUGAGUGGCAGAGAUCGAAACAGUCUUGAAGAGCAAGAAUUUGUAACCCUUUGCGCGACGCGCUAUCCAGACGGUAAUCUUCGUCAAGAACCGAGAUCAGAAGAAGUUCAAGCUGCAGAGUCUGAACUCCCUAUUCCGCGUUUAUCACUUAAUCGUCGUCCAGACUAUAUUUCCGACGUUACCACUUCUAAUCUUUCAACAUUUGGUACUUUCAGACAACUGCGAGCUCCUGCUUCAAUCAAUCCUGUCAAGAAAUUGCACACUCUCGCUACCUCUGACUCUGUUGAACACGAUAAAUUGCGCGUGGAUAGACUUCAAAGUGAUCGCAACAUCUCCACCGGCUCUCCAGUUUCCAGAGGCGCCAGUAACUUUGGUUUCAAUUCGCCUAUCAACGCUCCCAAACAAGAUUCGACAGCUCAAGCAAUUCAAGUGGCUUAUCGCUCCCAGAUAUCUCAACCUAGAAGUCUUCAGAAAGAGUUCCAAACACCGCCUCCUUCGUCACAAAGCUAUAGAGCUCAAUCGCCUCUUUCUGCAUUGAAACCCCCGCAGAACUGGUCGCGAGACAAUUCAUCCGCCACCCAAGAACCGCUUACAAACUCGCGUCCUGGACAGAUCUCCUCCUCUUCCCGUCAAACAACUCCUACACCACGCGAUUUGCCAAAGACAUCAGUCGUAAGAAAAAAAUCGGCUUUUAUCCUACGUAAUAGCUCCCAAAUAUCUGCAGACAGACAAGGAAACUCUUCUGCAUCUCGUCUUCCAGUUCCAGGAACGAACGUUGCACCUGGAAAUCCAAAUAUACCUCCUUCGCAGCUUUCUUUUUUAGACGUUAGCCUCGUAGCUUUAGGAGCCCAUUUUGCCGAAAUGGACAAGCUCCAAGUCAGAAACUCCGAACCAGUUUCGGUCAAGACAAAAGCUAUCGAGGAUGCACGGCUCAUGCAAGCUUCAGUUAUUGAAGCAGCAACUAAAUCAGGAAAGGAACCACCAAAAUAUGCGUUGAUAGAAUUAAUCGGAAAGGGAAGUUUUGGACGUGUUUAUAAAGGAAAGGACAUGGUAUCAGCUGCUAUUGUGGCUGUGAAGAUCAUCGACAUUGAGGAGAGCGAUACGAUAAACCCAAAGAAUGCCAAUUCUUAUGCCGAAUUCUUGAAAGAAAUUACCGCUCUAAAGACUCUGAGUGAAAACAAAGCUCGGAAUAUCAAUCACGUCAUCGAAGCAUUACCAGUUGGACAAGCCAUGUGGAUGAUUACUGAAUACUGUGGUGGAGGAAGUGUUGCUACUCUUAUGAAGCCUACUGCUCCUGGAGGUUUACAAGAAAAAUGGAUCAUACCGAUACUUCGCGAGGUCGCCGAGGCUAUCAAAUGGGUACACGAGGCUGGCAUCAUACAUCGAGAUAUCAAGUGUGCCAAUGUUCUUAUUACUGAAGAAGGUGCAGUUCAACUUUGCGACUUUGGUGUUGCUGGAACCAUGGAAACAAAGGUUGACAAGAGAUCUACCGUCAUUGGCACACCGCAUUGGAUGGCACCAGAAUUAUUUGACGCCGUCCCCAGCUAUGGUAAAGAAGUUGAUAUAUGGGCUUUCGGCUGCAUGGCUUAUGAGAUCUCCACUGGUCUUCCGCCUAAUGCCAUGAGUCGACUUCCAUUCGAUCGACUUGGCUCUCUUAUUAAACAGCAUGCUCCACGACUUGAAGGAGGUGAUUAUUCUGACGAACUAAGAGACCUCGUUGCCUUCUGCUUGGAAGAGUUCCCAAGUGAACGUCCUUCCAUUGACCGAGUUCAGAAUCAUCAUUACAUUCUCAACACUAGUUCAAAAUAUCCAAUGUCCUCACUUUCUCAUCUUGUCAGGGCAUUCAAGCUGUGGGAAGAUCAUGGGGGAAGCAGGAAAUCUCUAUUCAUGUUAGGUGGAGCGCAAGCACCAUCAGAGUUUUCCUCAACGGCAUUGUCCGAUGAUGAGUGGAACUUUAGUACAACUGCUGCAUUCGAACAAGAAGUUAGACGCAAAUCAACAGCUCAAGAUGUUUACGAUGUGUAUGGCUCAGGUGUUGAGUUUGAUCCUGGCUUCCCUCAAGAGACUGCCCGUCCGCCACCUCAAAAAGGACGACGCCGUCCCCCACCAGAGGCCCUAGCACCAUCUCGUGGUCCCUUAGAAAAGAUCUUUGAUCCAAACACACUAACAAGCUAUGAGGAUAAUGUUCGCAAUCAUUAUGGCCGGCCGUACCUUCCGCCAACUUCAGAAUUACCACCUGUUCCAUCUCGUUCUGACUUACCUUUACGUGAUGAUACAGCGCAAACAUCGAUCAGGGAUACUAUGAUUGAUCUUGGAGGGCAUGAUGCCGAAACAGGUAUAUCUGUAUUCCCGGAUAUGGAUACUAUCAAAGCAGGAAGACGUGUACGAGAGGAACCCGAUGAAGAUUAUAUGACCACAUUGCCCGAUUUCAGUCGACCAGCACUUAGCGAUCCAGCUGAUAUAAAUCCGAAUCGACGUACGCGAGAAUGGAAAUUUCCAACAAUGGUACCGCCGGCGUCAGCAGAUCCAGAGGUAUCUAGGUUUCCCCCUUCAACUUAUGAAGUUCCCAAACCAGCAUUCACUCCAGGCAUCGGUGGUCGUCCUGGUUUGAUUCAUCAUCCAACUGAGCCUCUAGGUGGAUUCAGUGGUGGACUUCCACCUGCAGAAGUCCACAGUGGUAUGCCUCGUUUAUCCUUCCGCGAAUCUCUCAUCGAUCUAGAUAUGAGCAUGCUGGACCCGGUACCAGCUUUCAAUCCUGAUUUUGGUCGACCAUCAACAGCAGAUUCUGAUGCUAUUUCCAUUCUAAGCCAUUCUGGACAAGCAUUGACGUCUUCUACAGUAAAUCCAUUUGAACUCGAACGUCAUGCUUCACUUUCUCAACCUACCCCUCAUUCCCGUGAACCUUCUCUUUAUACUCCUUCUCACUCCCGCGAACCCUCUUUAUUCGUGCCUUCCCACGAGCGCGAGCCUUCUCUUUACGCCCCAUCUCACGAGCGCGAGCCUUCUCUUUACGCCCCAUCUCAUGAGCGCGAACCUUCGAUCUACGUUACAGAAGAAAUGGGAACAUUCUCAGCUUCUGCUACGCCUCCUCGUCCGGAAAGUACAUCACGUUCACUUCGCGCAGAUCGUCCACCUCGUCUUCGUACUGGUAAUGCUCUUCGCGACAUUGCCGAUAUAUCAGACUUUUCGGAUUCAGCUGCUGAGAGUACGAUGGGUUACAACACAGAUGCCAAUGAUACAGACUCAGACUACGCAACCGCUUCGACCCAGCCACCUCCAACGUCUGCUCCUUCACGCGAUCCAAAUGCCACAUAUACCAUGGCACAUUUCCCAAAUCUACCCAAUGCUCCUUCAGUUCGUGCUUUGACAGGCGAAGCAGCGCAUGAAGAAAUGGUUUUUGAAAUGUCAAGAAUGUUACGUGGUUUGACUGGACAACUCGAAGCUUUUCGCGAUGUUUAUGGUUCUGAAGAUCUGGCUCGGAGAUCUAACCAGAGACGUGAACGAAGAGAUAAUGGGGAAAAUGGUGUUUAG